AUGACUGCCAAACAACGGACGAUUGAGACAUCACGCUCACACCUGAAGUAUCUUAAAGCCAUAGACAUGGCUGCCAACACGACAACUCUCUCUCUAUCCGCCCCCAUCUCUCUGUCCUCCCUACCAGCUUUGCACCCCGUCUUGGCUUUCUACGCCAAGUACGCGAAAGACUUCCAAGAUCUCGCAAAUACCCCUGCAGAAUCCUACUACACACGCGACGCCUAUAUAAAUCUGCCCCACGGAGCAUUCUUUACGGGGCGUGAUCGCCUCUGGGAUUUUUACAAGCAGAUGUAUGGGGCCUUCCGAGCCAACCCAAUUGAGCAGUUUUAUACGCUCACCGUCGUGUCGGAUGCUGUGGGAACGCACACUCUGCAUAUGGAGUACGUGCGAGGUCUGCACAGCCACGACAAUACCACUAUCACGCGCGUGCCGCAGGUGUUUGUAUACGAGAUUGGGCCAGCGGCAGAGGGCGAGGGCACAGAUGGCUUGCAGAUUCGGGGCCUUCGAUGCUAUUAUGAUGUUGGCCUCAUGCGGGCGGCAGCUAAGGCUGAGGGAAUCGUGAUUAAAGAAUUUGAGAGCGAGUAA
Trichoderma atroviride IMI 206040 is the source of this 585-nucleotide messenger RNA. RefSeq lists its product as uncharacterized. Lineage: Eukaryota; Fungi; Ascomycota; Sordariomycetes; Hypocreales; Hypocreaceae. The record is from RefSeq and is a predicted model, not a curated record.